Molecule: messenger RNA, 2575 nt
Organism: Solea senegalensis (Senegalese sole)
Lineage: Eukaryota; Metazoa; Chordata; Actinopteri; Pleuronectiformes; Soleidae
Product: polypyrimidine tract-binding protein 2-like
Exons: 14
Coding region: 82-1638 (518 amino acids)
Biological process (GO): regulation of RNA splicing; mRNA processing
Cellular component (GO): nucleus
Molecular function (GO): mRNA binding
Source: RefSeq, a predicted model, not a curated record
GUGUGCGUGCUUGCGCAGUGUAGGUGUAAAGUGAGGAGAAAACAGAACGGAAAGCGGACGCGCGGUGAAAUAUCUACAGAAAUGGACGGCAUCGGCGAUGUUACAGUUGGAGUGAAGAGAGGAUCAGACGAGCUGAGUAUGUACAACAGUCCCAACUCUGGCAUGAGCAGUAUCAGUGAUGGGGCUUCCAAUGGCAGCGACAGUAAAAAGCUGAGGGUGGAGGAGGCUCCUCCCUCCCGUGUACUCCACAUCAGGAAGCUGCCCAACGAGGCCUCAGAGACAGAAGUCAUCUCCCUCGGCCUGCCUUUUGGCAAAGUCACCAAUAUCCUCACACUAAAGGGAAAGAACCAAGCAUUCUUAGAGAUGGGGACAGAAGAGGCGGCCAUCACUAUGGUCAACUACUACACCACAGUAACUCCACAUGUCCGCAAUGUCCCCGUCUAUAUUCAGUACUCCAAUCACAAAGAACUGAAAACUGAUGCUGGAAAUCAGCGGACCCAGGCAGUGCUGCAGGCGGUGACAGCUGUCCAGUCUGGUGGGUCACCAAGUUCAGACGUUCAAGAAGCUCUCGCCGCAGCCUCCAGUCCAGUGCUGCGGAUCAUCAUUGACAACAUGUUCUACCCUGUGACGCUGGAUGUGCUCCAACAGAUUUUCUCCAAGUUUGGUACUGUCAUGAAGAUAAUCACAUUCACCAAGAACAAUCAGUUUCAGGCCCUUCUACAGUUCAGUGACCCUGUUAAUGCACAGCAGGCUAAACUGGCAUUGGAUGGUCAGAAUAUCUACAACUCAUGCUGCACGCUGCGUAUAGACUUUUCCAAGCUGGUCAACCUCAAUGUAAAGUACAACAACGAUAAGAGUCGUGACUACACACGUCCUGAACUUCCUGCUGGUGACGGACAGCCGAGUAUUGAUCCCUCAGUGGCUGUUGCCUUCAGUAAAGAUUCCAACUCCCUCCUCGGUAAGAUCCCAGGAGCCCUGAGCCCUCUGAGCGCAGCGGCAGCGGCUGCUGCAGCUGCAGGGAGGGUGGCCCUCGCUGGACAGACAGGGUCCAGCGGGGUCCUGCUGGUCAGCAACCUCAACGAGGAGAUGGUUACGCCCCAAAGUCUGUUUACCCUCUUCGGAGUCUAUGGUGAUGUCCAGAGGGUAAAAAUUCUUUACAAUAAGAAGGACAGCGCUCUCAUUCAGAUGUCCGACGCCAACCAGGCCCAGCUCGCAAUGAGUCACUUGAACGGCCAAAAGAUGUAUGGGAAGAUCAUCCGAGUGACGCUCUCCAAGCACCAGACUGUGGCGCUGCCCCGUGACGGCCUGGACGACCAGGGUCUCACUAAAGACUACGCCAAUUCGCCACUUCACCGCUUUAAGAAACCCGGAUCCAAAAACUUCCAGAACAUCUUCCCGCCCUCUGCCACUCUCCACCUCUCCAAUAUCCCACAAGAUGUGACGGAGGAUGACCUGCGACUGCUCUUCUCCAACACUGGGGGCAACGUGAAAGCAUUCAAGUUUUUCCAGGAUCGCAAAAUGGCUUUGAUCCAGAUGUCAACGGUGGAGGAGGCGACCCAGGGUUUGAUCGACCUUCACAACUACAACAUGGGAGGCAACCAGCACCUGAGAGUCUCCUUCUCCAAGUCCACUAUUUAAGAAUGUGACCCUGACCCACAAACUCGGUCAGACAUCUUUCAGACUGUGUCUGGACACUGGGGGGGGACCAUGUGGAUUUCAUCAGUUGUGUUGAUAACUGUCAUUCCUUCAGAGACACUGAAACCUUUGACCUUUUGUUUUUUGUUUGUUUUGAAGAGAACAGCUGAGUGUAGCCCUGGUCAGACCUGGUAACAAGAUCUGUUUCAUGUCGUUUAAUCGCAAGAGAACAGCUCUUCAGCACAUCAGUACACACCUUUGAGUCGAUUCUCUCAGAAUAUGUCUCCAUUCACCACCUGUGGACCCAGUGGAACCUGAUAUGAAAUAUGAAAUUGUACUUGUAUGUUUUUUUGUCAGGCCCAGCACACAGUGCAGUGCCGUACGUAUAUGUUUUCGUAUCAAUGUGCGUAACUUGUGAAAAGCACCCACGGGUGAACAUGUCAGUGGUUCUGUGUCCACACUGGGUUUGGGUCGGGUUUGAACUCAGUGAUCUGAUCAAACAUGUGUCCGCGUGUUUUCACACCUGUGUUUAGAGCUGUUCACCUGAGACAGAUGUUAGCAGGUGUGAACAGGCUCCGCCUCCCAGCUUCUCUUAACUGUACCUCUGUAUUUUUAUGUCAAAAUCUUGACACGAUUGAUUGUCCCUCUGUAUAAUAGUUUUGAUGUAGAUCAAUGUUUGAUUCUUGAUUUAAUUGAAAAGAGACAGUACUCAUGUGCCUUACUUGACAUGAUCAACAGUUUAUACAGAUAGUCAUCUUCAUAACUAUCCUCCUAUGCUUUAGAGGCACAUUGGUAUUGAUUUUGUUUUUUGGUGUGAUGAGAAUGCGAGUUGUUUUGUUAUCCUGCAGACGUCAUUAUUAUAGUUUUUGAUUUCUCUUUUGUUCCACACUUUUAGAUUCAUGACAUUUUCUUUUUAGUUAGGAGCAGAACAGAGAGGAAU